Molecule: messenger RNA, 546 nt
Organism: Paramecium primaurelia
Lineage: Eukaryota; Ciliophora; Oligohymenophorea; Peniculida; Parameciidae
Source: the annotation of a GenBank genome assembly
AUGAAUUGCACUUAUCACAUACAAAAUCCAAUCACUUCGAUAUGUAUAGCUCCACAUAAGUGCCAAUGCUAAAGAAAACUAUGUGGCGAAUGUCUCUAUGACCAUGGAGUGGAUAUAUAAACACAAACAACUCCAAUCAAUAAAUUUCGGGAUAUGGCUCUAAAGAAAAUUUAAGACUCCAAGCUUGAUGAUAACUCAGAAUUAACUAAAUAGAGAAUGGCCUUUAAAUCCUUAAUCUCUCAAACCGAUUAAAAGUUGAAGAAAAUAUGGGAGGAGUUGUCACAAUCAAUCUAAUAAGUAUACGAUUGGAUUGAUAAGGAAAACCAAUCUUACUUAAAUCUCAUCAAAGAAAAUACGAAUCUAGCUGAAUCCUCCUACACUGAUAUAGAAAAAUUAGUAAACAUUGUAGAAGGAACAACUUUAAUAGAUUGGAAUGCUUCGAAGAAUUCUUAUAUGAAGGAGUUAGAUAAGACCAAGUGCUGGUGGGACCAACAUAUAAAGGCUUUUAUUGAGAAGUCUAACUAAGGAAUCCAAUAGAUCCAAUCA